AUGAAAUUGUCAGUGCUAGCUUUUUGUAGUUUAGUUGGAACAGCCCUUUGUCAAGUUACAAGACAAGGCUUUGGUGGAAGUGCCGGAGUUCCAGUCGGAAUAAAUUUGCAAAAUGGACUGAAUGGAUUUGGAGGCAUAAAUGGAUUCAUCGACUUUGACAUUGACCAUCCAUUAUCAGACGUUGAUAGUUCAGUUCUUGCUGCCCAGCGGUUCAUGGGCUCAGGAGCUUCAGGAGUUUUUGGACAACAGGGAAUGAUGGGACAACAGUCUUUCGGAGGAUCUCAAGGAUUUACAGGACAGCAAGGAUUAGGGGGACAUCAAGACUUUGGUGGACAACAAGGACUAUCAGGGUCUGUGUCAGGUGGUAGCCAACGGUGGAACGACGGACAACGGGGUCAGUUUUCCAGCGGAGGCCAGCUAAAUUCGAGGGCUGACUUUAACUCUAGAGACUCCCUUUUAGCAUCUUCCCGCAGAAACAGUGCAGAUUCACUCUCUUUAACGGACCUAGGGAACAGGUCAGGAAGCAGAACAUCAAAUAGAAAUGGUCUCAUAAUCGAACAAUCCCAGUUUUCUUCCAACAGCAGAAAUGAUUUGCGUCCAGUUAGCCGUACCAGUUUUUCCCGUUCCAACGUACGCCUCCCACAAAGAUCUACCGUCGAAUCCAGAAGGAGUAACUUCGGUUCCCGAAACCUCGGAACAUCUCGCAGAAUCUCUCUAGGAUCUCGUAAUGUCCGCCAAAUUCCACAGAGAGGAAUGUUCCGAUGA
Saccostrea echinata is the source of this 765-nucleotide messenger RNA. Its product is annotated as keratin, type I cytoskeletal 24-like. The coding region runs from base 1 to 765 and encodes 254 amino acids. The record is from RefSeq and is a predicted model, not a curated record. NCBI's taxonomy places the organism in Eukaryota, Metazoa, Mollusca, Bivalvia, Ostreida, Ostreidae. The transcript has a single exon.